This is a messenger RNA of Melanotaenia boesemani (Boeseman's rainbowfish), 1950 nucleotides long. It is a transcript of the gene sptlc1, whose product is annotated as serine palmitoyltransferase, long chain base subunit 1. Gene Ontology annotation, biological process: ceramide biosynthetic process; sphingosine biosynthetic process. Gene Ontology annotation, molecular function: serine C-palmitoyltransferase activity; pyridoxal phosphate binding. NCBI's taxonomy places the organism in Eukaryota, Metazoa, Chordata, Actinopteri, Atheriniformes, Melanotaeniidae. The transcript has 15 exons. Gene Ontology annotation, cellular component: endoplasmic reticulum. The record is from RefSeq and is a predicted model, not a curated record. The coding region runs from base 28 to 1446 and encodes 472 amino acids.
GAAAGAUAAAAAAAAAAGAAAAGAAAAAUGGCGUCCGGACAGCAGUGGGUGUUGGUGGAGAUGGUUCAAGCGUUUUAUGAGGCUCCGGCAUACCACCUGAUCCUGGAGGGGAUCCUGAUUCUGUGGAUUAUCAGACUCCUGUUCUCCAAGACCUACAAACUACAUGAGACCUAUAAACUGACAGAGAAGGAAAAAGAGGAUCUGAUUGAGGAGUGGCAGCCGGAGCCUCUGGUUCCCCCGGUUUCCAGAGACCAUCCCUCCCUCAACUAUGACGUUGUCUCAGGACCACCCAGCCAUAAAAUCAUAAUCAAUGGAAAAGAGUGUGUCAACUUUGCUUCGUUCAACUUCCUGGGUCUCCUUGACAACGAGCGUGUUAAGCAAAAAGCGUUGUCUUCACUGAAGAAGUACGGGGUUGGUACCUGCGGCCCGCGGGGCUUCUACGGGACCUUUGAUGUUCAUCUGGAGCUGGAGAGCCGUCUUGCCAAAUUCAUGGGAACUGAAGAGGCCAUCAUUUAUUCCUACGGCUUUGCGACCAUCGCCAGUGCCAUCCCAGCCUACUCCAAGAGGGGUGACAUGAUCUUUGUGGAUGAAGCCGCCUGUUUCUCUGUGCAGAAGGGGCUUCAGGCAUCUCGCAGCUUCAUCAAAUACUUCAAACACAAUGACAUGGAGGACCUGGAGAGGCUGCUGAAGGAGCAGGAGCUGGAGGACCAGAAGAAUCCUCGGAAAGCUCGAGUGACACGGAAGUUCAUUGUGGUGGAGGGUCUGUACAUCAACACAGCAGACAUCUGUCCUCUUCCUGAGCUGGUGAAGCUCAAGUACAAAUACAAGGUGCGAAUCUUCCUGGAGGAGAGCAUGUCUUUUGGAGUGUUGGGAGAACAUGGAAAGGGAGUUACGGAGCAUUUUGGAGUUAAUAUCGAUGACAUCGACCUGAUCAGCGCCAACAUGGAGAACGCUGUGGCCUCCAUCGGAGGAUUCUGCUGUGGACGCUCCUUUGUCAUCGACCAUCAGCGUCUUUCCGGUCAGGGUUACUGUUUCUCUGCAUCACUGCCUCCUAUGCUGGCUGCAGCCGCCAUCGAAGCCCUCAACAUCAUGGAGGAGGAUCCAGAUAUUUUCACCGUCCUGAGGGAGAAGUGCACAUAUGUUUACAAGACUUUACAGGGAAUUCCCGGUCUGAGGUUGGUGGGAGCCCCGUUUGCUCCGGCUCUGCAUUUACAGCUGGAGAAGAGCUCUGGCUCCAGGGUGUCGGACAUGCAGCUGCUCCGCAGCAUCGUAGAUUAUUGUUUGGACCGGCAUGUGGCUCUGACGCUGGCUCGGUAUCUGGAAAAAGAGGAGCGUUUCCUCCCCCCACCAAGCAUCAGGGUGGUGGUCACCAUCAAGCAGAGCGAGGAGGACAUCCGCAACACCGCUUCCUGUCUCAGAGAGGCAUCUUCGGUCCUCCUGAAGUAACAGCAGACUGCUGGUAUCUGAUGACUGAUUUUACUGGUUUUACUGGGACCGAAGACCCAGUCCACAGACUGAGCUCUGCAGCCUGAAGGUGUGGUCAGGAUCCAGUUGUUCCCUACGUGCCUCUGCUUGUGUGUGGAACUAAUGCAUUCAUGUUUGUCUGUUUUCAGUCGGCAGAGAAUAAAAUUCACUGAUAGAUCAGACGUUAAACACCUGAUCAGGUGUUCAGACCAAAACACUCGUACGCUGCUGGUAUUUAAUGCAAACCUGGUUUUUACUCAUUUAUUCUUUAACAGGGGAAUAUCUUCACAUUUGACAACAAACGUCUGACAUUUCAUUUCCUGUUACUUUCUGUGGUCAGACAGGAUGCAGCAGAUAAAUAAGUCUGUUCAUAAGUUCUUAUUUCAGAUUUUUACCAACAUGUUUGUAAAAUGCAAGAUGAUAAUUAAAGCUGAAAAGAUUUUCUUUGUAAUGAUAAUAUAAUCCUGAAUAAAACGUUGAUUUUUA